AUGGUGACCACACCAUCAUCACAUUUGUCAGAUGUAGAACUAAAACCAAAAAAUAGUCGAAUUCAAUAUCAUCGGCGUCGUCAAAAAUUAUGUACCACUCAACGUCUGCCGGCUUUUUUUGCUUGGCUUAUUUUAUUAACUACGUCAUUUGCAUAUUGGAUAUGUAUUUUUCCAGAGAUUCUCAUACUUCUACCAAAACUUUUACCUAUUCCAAUUUUACACUGCAUUUUAUUUGUGCUUGUAUGUGCAAACUUUGCUCUCGCUACAUUUAUGGAUCCAGGCAUCUACGAGCAAUCAUUAAAAAACGAAUAUGGUAAUGUCAGUUUUUAUACUCGUCGAUCGAAACACAACAAUGGCUUUGAAAUAAAUGAUGGUGAUGAUGAAGAUGAUUUUGAUGAACCACAAUCUCGUCUGAUUCGUAUUAAAGAUGGAUCGGUCUAUAUCAAAUAUUGUCGUACAUGCAAAAUGUUUCGUCCACCACGAUGCUCACAUUGUUCUAUUUGUGAACGAUGCAUAGAUACAUUCGAUCAUCAUUGUCCAUGGCUCAACAAUUGUGUCGGUCGUCGUAAUUAUCGUUAUUUUUUUCAAUUUUUAUUUCUUCUAUGUAUUCAUAUGGUAUUACUAUUUACAUUUUGUCUUUAUUAUGUUCUUCAUGAACGCCAUCAUAAAGCUGUUACAAACAAUUUUAUCAUGAUGCCGUCAAACAGUCAUUUAUUAAAACGACAAAAUGAUUAUUCAUCAUCCAUGUAUUUAAAUAAAACGUCCUUUGUUGGUUUUUCGGAUUAUCGCUUUAUUAUUUGUAUUAUUUUACUUCUUCUUCUUGGCCUUAUGGCAAUACCUAUUGGUGGUUUAACAGGCUUUCAUAUUUAUCUUAUAUCACAAGGUCGUACAACAAAUGAACAAGUGACUGGCAAAUAUCGUAUACAAAAUGAUGUAUUUAAUAGAGGUUACUGGAGAAAUUUUUGUAACGCGUUAUGUCAACCCCUAUAUCCUCAAUUGAAAAAGUCGAAGACGAAACGUUACAAUGUUAAUUUAUUUGACGAAAUGGCCUAUGGAAUAAUAAACAAUAAAAUCGUAAAAAAUGAACGCGAUGAAAAACGAAAGAGCGGUUAUGAUGAAGCCCAUAAAUUAAAUGCCAAAGCAAAUAUUUUUAGUAAUCCAUUCGAUGAAAAAGUUCGCCAAUGUAAUAAUUCCAUUCAUAUUGCCCAACAGCAGCCGCUUGUUCCAUCUUCGAAUUCCGUUCCGUUAGCAUCUUCAUAUCCUGAGGGUGUUAAAAAUACUCUUCUACAGCAAACGACAAAACCCGAAUUUGAAUCCAUGCGUCGUAGUCUAUCAAAUAUGUCAUUAUCUUCACGUUGCUCAUAUGAUAAUAUUGAAGAAAAUGAAGAUGAUAUUCAUCAACCAUUGCCUUACCAUCCAAAUAAUAAUAAUAAUAAUAAUAAUUCGAAACACAUGAAAAAAAUGUAUGUUAAUCAAAAUUCUGUUCAAGCUGAUAAUGUAUCGACAAAUAGUGGUGUAACAUUGCGAACUGACUCCUAUCGACAAGCGCAUCCUUUACAUUCCUUUGCUUUUGAUUAUCCAAAACGGCCAUUGUUACCUCAAUCAAUACAAAACAAUGAACAACAGAAUCGUCGAAAAAUGAAUGGAAGUAAACAUUAUGAAAUAUCUGUGUGA
Molecule: messenger RNA, 1674 nt
Organism: Rotaria socialis
Lineage: Eukaryota; Metazoa; Rotifera; Eurotatoria; Philodinida; Philodinidae
Source: the annotation of a GenBank genome assembly